Alnus glutinosa is the source of this 1669-nucleotide messenger RNA. RefSeq lists its product as uncharacterized. The record is from RefSeq and is a predicted model, not a curated record. The transcript is spliced from 3 exons. Lineage: Eukaryota; Viridiplantae; Streptophyta; Magnoliopsida; Fagales; Betulaceae. The coding region runs from base 68 to 1405 and encodes 445 amino acids. Gene Ontology annotation, molecular function: nucleic acid binding; zinc ion binding.
AGACUUAUUUGGGUCUGCAAACAGCAAAAGUCUCUCUAUCUCUCUCUCUCUCUCGCGCUAAAACCAAAUGCUUGUUUACAUGGACUACACCGGCAGAUGGUCUUCUCAGCAACAAACACAACAAAACCCUAACCCUAACCAUAUAUUUUCUUCAAUUCCGCACGCUCUAAUGUACCACCAGGCACCAUCCUCCCUCUCCGCAUUGUCCUCCCACUUCUCUCACCAACAGCACACCACAAAUCCUAACCCUUUUCUUUAUUUUCCUCAGCCAGUGCUUCCCUCUUCCCUAACCAUUAACCCAGACCUUCACCCACCUGGCACCGACACCUCUUCCAAUUCUAGCUCCUACCCAUCAACCCAUGUCGGAGUCGGACCAGGUUUUAUGUAUUCUGAGGACCCGGGUGCCGGUUUUCACGGAUGGGUUUCUAAUCAAGCUGAACCCAUAAGUAAUGAUGCUGCUAAAAAAGAUCAAACCUUUGCAAAUGAUGCCUCAGGGAUAAUUCCACAGCAAACUAAGGUUGUUCAGUCCAUGAGGUGUGAGGUCUGCAAAAUUGAUUGUAAUAGCAAAGAGGUUUAUGAGGCACACAUACUAGGAAAGAAACACAAAAGGAAUUUGCAAGUACAAAAUUGUCCUACUAUUGCAAUGUCAUUAAGCAGCUCUAAUACAAUAACUGCUAUACCAAGCCAGAUGGGCAGUAUAGGUGGACAAACAAUAUUUGGAGCUUCAGGUGUGGCUGCUGGUGAGGAGUUGGAGACAAAGAAACGGAAGCUUUUGGAUGGCGGUGCAGUAGUUGAUUCUGUCAGGUUUUGCACAAUAUGCAAUGUUGCUUGCAAUAGCCAAGAUGUGUUCAAUAAACAUCUGGCUGGGAAAAAGCAUGCUUCUCAGGCUCGCUUAAUAGCUCUUAAUGGGAUCGGACCAUAUAUUGCUGCAAUCAGGUCUCAUGAUAGUGGCACUUUGAAAAAAUGGCCAAAGAAAACCAAGAAUGUUCAAUCUGCAUGGUGUGAAGUUUGCAAAAUCAAUUGUAACAGCACUGAUAUCUACGUCAAACACCUAUCAGGAAAGAAACACCAGAAGAACCUGGAGAAACUGUCAAAAUCAAAGAACGAUGUCAGUUCCCCCGCCUCAAAUGCUCCUCUGGCCUCAACAAAUCCAGUAAUUGGACCAAUAGAAAAUCCAGAGGCCAAUAAGGGCAAGAGUGUUGUGCAAAAUUCAGGGAAGAAGAUAGCCGAGUCACAUGCAUCAGAAGAAGAUCUGGAGACAAAGAAACGUAAGAUGUUGGAAGUUGGAGCAGUAGCCGGAGCUGUUAGAACGUGCACCAUAUGCAAUGUGGUGUGCAACAGCCAGACAGUCUUCAAUUCUCAUCUUCUUGGUCAGAAGCAUGCUGCCAUGGUGAAGAAACAGUAAGAAGCUGGAAUUGCAAUUGCAGGUCCUCAACUGAUAACUGCCACCUAAACCUGAUUGCUCGGAGGCUAUGAUUUAUCAGGAUCAAUUUUUUUUUUUCAGGACUUGUACAUGCCCCUUUUGUCUUGAAAUAUUAAGAUGUAGCCUUUUAGCAUACGUGUUUUUGCCCUUACUAGGUGUUUUCUCUUAUACAUUUUCUGAUCUGGGCUGCCUUAUGCUUUUAACGAUAUUUUGAUUAUUUAUAAUAUACUAAUAAUAUUUCGAUUA